AUGGCAAAUGUCUAUGAUGAAGCUCCUUCCAGAACUUGCAAUUCUUACUUUGUUUAGCCAUUUUAUGAAAAACCUGCAACAGAUAAUCAAUCAAAAACACUAAAUCAUUAUUUCCCUCAGGUAACAAUGAUAAAUUUGAAUAGAUUAGAAUUUAUGUAAAGUCGAUUAUGACAAUAUUUCAGCCAAUACUAUAGAGAUAGAAGAGCUACUCCUUCUGAACCAGGGCAAUCCUAAAGGUUUGGAGGAAAAAAACACUAUUUGUUGAA
This is a messenger RNA of Paramecium pentaurelia, 266 nucleotides long. The record is from the annotation of a GenBank genome assembly. NCBI's taxonomy places the organism in Eukaryota, Ciliophora, Oligohymenophorea, Peniculida, Parameciidae.